GAAAUAUUAAUAAUAUACUUUUUAGUGGCAGGUGGCUGGGUGGAGACCGACCCGACAUGGGUGACACCGGACCUAUGGGAGGGGGGUGACGGACUCCGACGGGUUGCCGGGUACGUCUUGGACUCCAACUUCCAGACGACUUGGAGACGUGGAGACGAAGAGGCCACCUGGCAGCUGACGUUUGAUCUGCAGACGUCCCUGACGCUUUCCAGAAUUCGCAUUUGGUACAUUGAAGGAGUCAGCACUGGCAUGCAUAUGGAUGUUAUAGUCAUGGUUAUGACAGGACAGCAAUGGACCACUGUGCCGCACAACACACACAUCAGGAGUGGUGACGAAAAUAUUAAACUGAAAGAGAUCGACCUGACUGGUAUCCUCGCCUCGGGACAGUUUUGGCGUCUGCAGUUCCCAUUGAGUGAAUAUCGUGGAGAAAUCAGCGAGGUCAAUUUUUUCCAGGCGUGCUCCGGAGUUGAGAGGACGGUGUGUACAGACGGUAACUGUGACGUCCAUGAGGUGGUCUGUGACGGCAUAGUGGACUGUGACGACGGGAGCGAUGAAAACAACUGCGAUAAAGAGAUCUGUCCGAGUGGAGUCGCCAUCAACAAGGCAGAGGUGUGUGACGGUACAGACGACUGUGGAGACAAUACAGACGAGCAGAACUGCUGUGAGCGUCAAGGUAGGCUGGCCUGCAGCAAUGGACAUUGUAUAGGUUCACAAAAAAUGUGUGCCAAUACCCACAUACCCUGCUUUGGUGAACCGAAAGGACAAUAUGCUAGAUGUGACGAUGUGGAGGAUUGUUGGGAUGGCAGCGACGAGUCCUGCUCGGUCUCUGCAUGUGACAAUGGAGCCCUGUUCCACCAGCUUUCUCGGUGUGACGGCAGAGACGACUGUGGGGACAACAGUGACGAGCAGAACUGUGUCUGUUACUAUCUUCGGGACAGAGGGACAAGCUACAGGGGCCGUGUAAACCGUGACAACUCCUGUCAGUUCUGGACAUCUCAGUACCCUCACACCCAUAACCACACUCCCCAGGCCUACCCACGGGCAGGGCUGGAGCGGAACUACUGCCGGAACCCGGACGGGAAGGACAGGCCGUGGUGCUACACAAACAACCCGCUCAUCAGGUGGAUGUACUGCGAGGAGGUCUUCGCAUGUGACGCUCCACCGACGCGAUGCUUCUACGCAUUGGAUAAGGGAAGGAGCUACGCAGGACAGACUAACAGGGCAGGAGACCGGGUGUGUCAGAGAUGGGACUCCCAGUCCUCCCACAGCCACCCCCACACACCACAGCGGGUGUGUAAGAGAUGGGACUCCCAGUACCCCCACAGCCACCCCCACACACCACAGGCUCAUCCUGAUGCAGGCCUGGAGGAGAACUUCUGCCGUAACCCUGACAACAAGGAGCGGCCCUGGUGCUACACCAUGGAUGCGUCGAAGAGAUGGGACUUCUGUGACGUCAUGGAAUGUGCUGAUCCCCCAUCACCAGACUCUGCCGACCAGGACUGCCAUGGAGCCUACACCUGUGAAUUUUCGUCCAAACGACUCUGCUACUGUGACAAAGACUGCGGCUUUUUCGGUGACUGCUGCGAAGACUUUCAAGAAGGCAGUAAAUCCCAAACACCGUCUGACCAUCACCAUCUGAAGUGGGACUGUGUUCCUGGCUUUUCUCGUGGCUUCACUAGAGAAAAUGAAAAUAAAGAGUCCUAUUGGAUGGUGGCUGACUGCCCAGGUGAAUGGACAGAUGACGUCACGAGGGAUAAGUGUUUAAGACAAGUGGACCCCUUCAACCCAAGUGAGCUAGUCUACCGAAUGCCUGUAGAGGACACGUCAAACGUCCCCUACAGAAACAUAUUCUGUGCAAUUUGUAACAAUGUUUCUUUGACAGAGACAAUUCUUUGGAUGUCGAAAGUUGAGUGUACAGGGAUGCUUGCCUUGUCUCCACAAAUCCCUAGGGGUUCCCAAGAAUACAACAGCAUCAUUGAAGCCAGUUGGGAAUAUUGCUUUGGAACGAAGACAAUAGUGUUUGUCCCUUUAAACAUAUCACAUGCAAGGCGAUGUGUCCAGGCUAAUAUUUUAGAAGAGAGUUGUGAUAUCUCCUCCUGUAUGUCCUACAGUUACCCAAUAGGCACUGGGUAUAAGAUUUACAAAAAUUUUCACUGUGCUCUUUGUGAAGGGCUUUCUCUUACGGCAGCCGCCAAACUUAAGUGUGCUUCUGCUUUGGAUCCAUUUGUCCGAAAUCAAUGCACUAAUCCUACUGCCUGUCCCUCAAGAUUCUCACUAACUAAUCUGUUCAACUUUAAUUCCUAUGGCAGUGGUGGAAACAGUCCCAAUCAGUGUCCUUCCGACACUUUAUACGAUCCAUUUGCCGACUCAUGCCGGUUAUUCUCGUCUACCCGUAGAACUCACGGCUCGUUAAACAAUACCACCCCCUUACAAAACUGCAGCAAACCCGCUCUGACGUUCACAGCGGAAGAGUUCCGAGUCCUUCCCAAUGGUAGCGUCCACCUGUUGGGUUCUAACGUGUCCUGCCCAGCUGAGCAGGUGGCCAUUCUGAACACAACAGCAUCGAUUUGCGGGGAGUGCAUUCUUCAGUACUUCUCAAACUACACACAGACAGCUAACCCUUGGGACGCUGACCAGGGCUGGUUAACCCUAGGUCUUGUGAUAGUGUCCGCUGUAGCAGUGUUUGGUUUCGUGGUCCACAAUAUCAGGUCUGGUCGGUGGGAGAAAGUCCCAGAAAAGCUGAAGGUUCAGAUGUUGGUAUGUAUGGCGCUCGCUGAAGUCUUGUUUGUGGUACGUGUGCGGGUCCCCCUCGGACCGGCCUGUACAGCGUUCGCGAUACUUCUACACUACUUCCUGUUGACGGCCUUCACAUCCAUGAACGCUCUAGCCAUGGACCUCUUUCUAACGUUUCGUGAUGCUUUAGAAAGGAAGAAGCUGUACCAGUACCUGUUGUACACAUGGCUGAUGCCGAUGCCUAUAGUCGUAGUGACUUUGAUUGUGGAAUUCGGCAGUUCCGUCAGGGUGGGUUACGGAGAGAACUGUUGGAUUGGUGAUCCCAUCAGCAGUCUGGUGGCUUUUGGGGUUCCUGUCCUCAGCGCCCUUCUGGUCAAUGCUGUCUUGAUCACUUUUGUUUUGCUGGCCUUACGGAAGUCAUUUGAGAUAGCCGACAAGGCAAAGUCACGUUCGCACAUCAGUAAGGCUUGGGUUUACUUGCGUAUCUGCUUCCUGACGGGGUUCACCUGGAUUCUCGGCUUCAUCUAUCCUUACGUCAACAGCCGAGCUGUCGAGUACAUCUUCAUUGUGCUGAAUUCUUCUCAGGGCCUUCUGCUUACCUUGAUACUGACAAUAACAUCGAAGGUGGUGCAGAAAUGGAAGGUGGCGAUCAGAGCACGCUUCGGUCUGACUCAACCUAAGCAGAACGCUGGAGUAACCAACACUGCCAACAACAAUCAGACUACCGCAACGGCGUGUAAGACCAGCUCAUCUGCAGACAUACCCAUGACAACUAUAGCUGAUGUGGAGGAGAACAGAAAGCGCACUCAGCUGGAUAGGCCUCAUCAGGGCCGCGGAUGUACCGCCAUAGUUACCAAUCUGACGACCACAGCAUGCGGAACCGACUUUGCUAUAGAAAUGCCCAAGACAACUUUGGCUGAUGUCGAAAACACCGCACGCUCUCAUCUGGACAAGCCUCAACAAGACGGAGCAACCGCCACUGCAAGCACUAAGCUGACUCCCGCAGGGGAAACUGGCGUUAUGGUACCAGCGACCAACGUGACCCCCCUACCAGCGACCAACGUGACCCCCCUACCAGCGACCAACGUGACCCCCCUACCAGCGACCAACGUGACCCAGUGGGGCAAGACAGUUGAAACUGCAAAGCAGAACCUAUCAGUGACUCGGGAAGGUGUGGUACAAAGUCUACUGCAACUGUAA
This is a messenger RNA of Branchiostoma floridae (Florida lancelet), 3933 nucleotides long. RefSeq lists its product as uncharacterized. NCBI's taxonomy places the organism in Eukaryota, Metazoa, Chordata, Leptocardii, Amphioxiformes, Branchiostomatidae. Gene Ontology annotation, cellular component: membrane. Gene Ontology annotation, molecular function: G protein-coupled receptor activity; protein binding. The coding region runs from base 250 to 3933 and encodes 1227 amino acids. The record is from RefSeq and is a predicted model, not a curated record. The transcript has 12 exons. Gene Ontology annotation, biological process: G protein-coupled receptor signaling pathway; cell surface receptor signaling pathway.